This is a messenger RNA of Hyaloperonospora brassicae, 1533 nucleotides long. The record is from the annotation of a GenBank genome assembly. NCBI's taxonomy places the organism in Eukaryota, Oomycota, Peronosporomycetes, Peronosporales, Peronosporaceae.
AUGCGCCUGAAGAAGCUCAAGCUGAACGUGAGCCGACGCUCGCGACCGGGCGACGACGACGCAGCGCUCGGCAGCAGUGCCGUCGGUGACAACGGCGACGACGACAACGAGCAGCGCAAGUGGGUGAGCCCCAGUAAGUUGGGGCACGGCGGAGCAGCGCACAGCAGUAGCAGUAGCACUAGCACUAGCAGCAGCAGUAGUAGUAGUAGUCCCACGGAUGCUCAGCCCCAGGAGCUCCACACGCACGUGGCCGUGCGCUUUGAGCCACACAGCAGCAGCACUUCCUCCUCGGAGCUCUUUGCACGUGGCGUCGCCGGUGGCGUCGUGAGGCCCAAGACAGCGGCCAUGGCAGUAGCACAAACAGGAGCAGAUACAGGAGCUGCAGGUGGAGCAGCAGCUGACGUCGACAUGGGCGACGACGACGUGGCCGAAGCCGGGCACGCGGCGAUGCGCCAGACUAUGGUCCGUGCGAUCGUCGAGACGCUGCGCGCGCUGAAGCCGCACGCCCCCGAGAAAGUGCUGGCGGGGCUGCCGACACUGGCGCAGCACAUGGACACGACGCUGUUCAAGCUCGCUCCGAGCGAAGCCGAGUACUGCGACCGGACGACGCUGCGCUCGCGCAUUGCGCAGAUUCAGGAGACCAAUGCCAAGCGACUGCUGGCACAGCAACAGCAGCGGACGCCCGAGUGCAGCAGCAGCAGUAGCCACGUCGUGCCAGCUCUCAAGCCAUUGGCCGAGAUGCAGGCGUGCAAGGUCUUCCAGCACCUGCAGUCGUGGCGCCAGCAGCUCGUCCACGCGCACGCGGUGGCGCCAUGGGACAUCCUGCCCAACGCGACACUGGCCAACGUGGCGCUCUACAUGCCGUCGAGCGAGGCGGAGCUCGCCAGGUGCGGAAUUGGCACGGACCGCAUGACGCGGUUCGGCCCCUCGCUGAUGCAGGAGCUACAGCGCCUCAGUUGGUCGCACGUCCGAGCGUCGGAUCCGCUGCUCCGGGCCAAGUCAAGCCGCAAGUCGCCAAGCACUGGAAAGCGCAGCGCACCCGAGUCGAUGGCUGGUCCGAGCAGCCGCCGUAAGAAGCAAAAGGACGGACCCAGUGCGCGGUCGGCGGCGUCGGUGGCUGCCAGCGAGCACAGUCGUUCGCCCACGGCACAGACGUCGAUGCGUUCGACGGUGGAGUCGCCCGCGGCACUGUUGCCAAUGGUGUCCAUGCGACCCGACGGUGGGCCUCCUCCGACCACGUCUACGGCGACGGCAUCGUCCCAUUGUCCUUCUUCAGCCGCGUCGUCCCUGCAGCAACAAAGUCCCGCGUGUCCGGCGCUGGAGAACCACAUGCAUCUGCUGGUCCAAGGAGCAGGUCAGCUGAGCCACCAGCAGCUGAAGCAGCAGCAGCAGGUCAAGAGCCUCGAGGCGUACGAGCAGGAGGUUCAGUCGCUCCGGUGGAUGCUGCAUCAGUCGCAGCAGCAAACGGCCCAACUCGAGAGGGACGUCCAGCGCUUACGUGCAGAGCUGCACGACGCCACUCGUCGCAAGUGA